CUACAUCUACCAGGAAUGUGACAAUGUGGCAAAUGGGCGUAACACUCGUCUGCUGAGCCCCACGUUCUUCUUAACGGCGACGGAGCAGAUAUGCGUCCAAUUCCGAUAUUACAUGUACGGCUUGGACAAUUCCAAUGUGUUGAGGCUACUGGCGAAGAGGCCGAAUCGCGAGGACGAGCUGUGGGUGAAAACUGGUUUCCAGAGUCCAUCGUGGCUGAAGGGUGCCGUCACCGUGUCCAAUUCCACAAAUCAAGAGCUCACUAUUGUCUUUGAGGCUCAGCGGGGCUCAACCGCUUCCUGCGAUUCGGCACUUGACAACAUCAUCAUUAGUGAAGGAGCAUGUCCCACUUGCAUUUCUGGCUGCGACUUUGACAUUACGGAUGACUUCUGUGGGUGGUCUUUAUUCGUACCUGACAAUAGCAUAUAUGGCUUUGAGCAAUGGUCUGGCCAAACCGAAACUGAAGGGACAGGACCUGAUGAUGACUUCUCCACGCCGGGAUUUGGAUCGUACAUGCUGAUGGAUUCUUCCUCUGCUGUGCCUGGACUUGAUGGGCAAAUCCUAAGUCCUGUGAUACACCAUUCCUCUGGGUGCCUGCAGCUUACGUUCCAUUACUAUUUAUAUGGCACCAGCCAGACCAUGCAGCUCAGAGUCCACCCCUUGAAAG
Molecule: messenger RNA, 665 nt
Organism: Hippocampus comes (tiger tail seahorse)
Lineage: Eukaryota; Metazoa; Chordata; Actinopteri; Syngnathiformes; Syngnathidae
Product: zonadhesin-like
Exons: 4
Cellular component (GO): membrane
Source: RefSeq, a predicted model, not a curated record